GGGAAAGUGUUCCAGACCCCCCUUUCUUGUUGCUUUGCUGAGGGGGGGGCGGCGGAGGAGAAGAAGAAGAAGAAGGUAGAGUCGCCUGCGAUUCGGAGGCUUUGCCUUCCUGGCGUGGAGUUUGGAGGGGGAAGCGCGCCCGUCAUGAGCGGGCCGCAGAACAAUGUUGCCAAAAGACAGUUUCUGCUGGAGAGAUUAUUGGAUGCCGUUAAACAGUGCCAGAUCAGAUUUGGAGGAAGGAAGGAGAUUGCCUCUGAUUCAGACAGUAGGGUUACAUGCCUCUGUGCUCAGUUUGAAUCCGUGCUUCAACAUGGUUUGAAAAGGACCCGGGGAUUAGCCUUAACAGCAGCAGCAAUCAAACAGGCAGCAGGCUUCUCCAGGAAAACCGAGAUGGAGCCCAUGUUCUGGUACUACGUGAAAGAGGUUCUUAAUAAGCAUGAGCUGCAACGCUUCUACUCCCUGAAGAAUAUCACCUCCGAUAUUGGCAGGGGCCGUGCCUGGCUGCGCUGUGCGCUGAAUGAACAUUCCUUAGAAAGAUACUUCCACAUGCUGCUGGCAGAUAAAACUUGUCUUGGUGUCUUCUAUGAAGACUGGGCCUUCAUAAUGGAUGAAGAACGCUCAAGUAUGAUUCCCACUAUGGCAGCUGGACUGAAUUCUAUUCUUUUUGCAAUCAACAUUGAUAACAAAGAUUUAAACGGGCAAAGCAAGUGCACACCUACAGUUUCUGAUCUUCUCAAGGAAUCUACACAGAACGUAACAUCUUUGUUGAAGGAAUCUACCCAAGGCGUUAGCAGCCUCUUUAGAGAGAUCACCGCGUCUUCGCCUGUUUCCAUUUUAAUUAAAUCAGAUCAAGAUGUGGACCCUUUGCCCAUUCUAUCAAAGAGCGUUAGUAGUGACUUCAAAUGCAGGAAAGAUCGCAUGAAGAAGAAGAAGAAAGUCACAAACAUUAUUUCAUUUGAUGACGAGGAAGAUGGACAAAACUUGGGGGAUGUCUUUCAGGCGACAGUUCUGGGUGAAAGCUCCGAAGAAAACUCCGACAGAUCUUCUGCGUGCAUCACUUCUCCCUCCUCUGACUUGGCAGUUAAAAUGAAUGGGGACCAGAGUUUGCCUUUAUUGAAAAAUGAUUCCAUAUAUUUAAAUGGAGAAUGUUGUUUCCCAAAGCUGGAUGUUAAAAGUAUAGAUGACGAAGAUUUGGAGGAAAACGAUGAACCUUACAGAAAAAUAUUAGGAAACCGAAGUAUGGCAGAAGAUACACAGGCUUGUGAGAAACCACUGCAGGGUAUGAUGAGCAAUUCGCUGGUUUGUGCUUGGCCUCCUCUUCAAGUCCUGAAUGACGAUUCUGAUGAGUUGUUCCCUGUCAGUGCUAUAGGCUCUUUCUCCCAGGAUGGUAACCUGGAGAAUGGUGAUGAGCAUGAAUGUGCUGAUUAUCCUGCAAAAUUGGUUCAGAGGAGUGCCGAACUGCAUUACGGAAGCAGGGUAGAAGUUAGCCCUUCUGUUCCAAAUAACACCUUAACUGGUUUGCUGCCGUCCGCCAACAUGCCCGAUUCAAUGACCGUUGCUGAGCUCCGAGAAGCUAUUGUGGCCAUGAUGAACAGAAAGGAUGAACUGGAGGAGAAGAACAGUUCUUUGCGGAAUCUCCUUGAUGGUGAGAUGGAACAUUCAGCGGGGCUGCGUCAGGAAGUUGACAGCCUGAAGAAGAAGGUUUCAGAGCAGGAAGAGCGCUACACGGGGAAGAUCCAAGCUUUAGCCAGAGAAAACGAGGUGCUCAAAGUACAGCUAAAGAAAUAUGUUGGAGCAGUCCAGAUGCUGAAACGAGAAGGUCAGACCGUGGAAGUUUUGCCGAAUCUUUGGAAUGCGGAGAGUGAAUCGACCAUUCCCGAGCAAAAGCAAGUUGAGAAUAAUGAAGAACUAGCAAAUUCAUAUGAAAGAAAACUCAUUGAGGUGGCAGAAAUGCAUGGUGAACUGAUAGAGUUCAAUGAAAGACUGCACCGGGCGCUGAUGGCUAAAUCAAAUCGAGCUCUUAUCAAUGUCUGGAUUCCUUCAGUUUUUCUCCGUGGAAAAGCAGCAAAUGCAUUUCAUGUUUACCAGGUGUAUAUUAGAAUAAAGGAUGAUGAGUGGAAUGUUUAUCGCAGAUACACUGAAUUCAGAAGCCUGCACCAUAAAUUACAGAUGAAUUACCACCAAGUGAGAAGUUUUAACUUUCCACCAAAAAAGGCUAUUGGAAACAAGGAUGCCAAGUUCGUAGAGGAACGACGGAAACAGUUACAGAAUUACUUAAGAAAUGUUAUGAAUAAAGUCAUCCAGACUCUGCCAGAAUUCACUGCUAAUCCCAAAAAAGAGACUCUUAUUCAGCUGGUGCCCUUUUUUAUUGAUUUCCAACCUGCAGGAGAAUCUGCAAACAGAAGCAAUCAUCCUCGAGCGACCGCCCGGUUUCCAAGGUUGUCUCGGAGUCAUCAGAGAGAGCCCCGGACGCUGGAGCCCCAGAGCGGCGACCUUUGACUUUGGGGCUCAUUGCAGCCAUGAGCAGCGCCGUGUACUUUGAGCUAACGUUUGAUCCGAUACAGUCUUAUGCUUUUGACAAAAGCGAGUGGGGAAGGGGGAAAAUGCCACUUCCUUGAAUUCAUAGCUAAGAAAGGAGCCACCUGCUGUAAGGAUCCCUAUUCUGAAUUUAACAAGUAAUUUUUGAAGCAACAACUGUUUUCUAAAAACAGUUGGAGGCCUUUUCAUAUUUUCGAAAUUUAUAUUUUCUUUGGUUUCUCAAGAGACAUGCUUUAGCCUUUCUCUCCUAUAUUGGAGUUUCUUUGGGUUCAAUACAGUUCUCCUUGCAUUCAGAAACAUCUUGGUUUCCUUAAGGCUUGUGGGUUCAUUGGAACGCCGUUUUCCACCACCCUCAUAUAGCCAGAAUGAUGGUACUGGUUAUACUAAUUCACAUUCAUUCCAGCAAAUUUCUCCCACUUAUGUGAACAAUUGUUCUGUUUUAAUCACCUCUGUAAAAACAACAGACCAAAAAAUAAAAAAAAUCAGAAAUAGUAGAAACUACUUCGGUGCUCUUGCUCAGAUCUUCUGCCACAUGAAAAGCAAAUCUGAGACACCAGUGUUUUGCAAACCAGUUUUCAUUUGGGGAUUAUGCUGAAGUGGGCAGCUCUGAAAUUAUCAGUUCUUCUUCGUGGCCUCUGCGAAUCACUCCCUGGAUGAUUUGUGCCUGCGUGGAGCCUUAUCGGAAGAUUGUAGAGCUUCUGCGGUAGCAACGAACACAUUAGAAUAUGCCCCCCCACACCCAUAUAAGUACCUUCGUGCCAAG
Pogona vitticeps (central bearded dragon) is the source of this 3301-nucleotide messenger RNA. Lineage: Eukaryota; Metazoa; Chordata; Lepidosauria; Squamata; Agamidae. The record is from RefSeq and is a predicted model, not a curated record.